AUGGUUAAAACAAUAUCCGUCGUAAUUGACACCCACAAAGUCAACGCGGGUUGGUGCAGACAACGGUCACUCUGGGAUCAGGAAUGGAACAUUAGAAGGCGACGUGGUGAAAGGAGGAAUCCACAGUUUUUUGUUGAAAGACAUGUUCAUCACACUGUUGGAGUUAUGGUUUGGGGUGCUAUAGCUUAUGGUUUCAGGUCACCUUUAAUCUUCAUCAGAGGUAACAUGAACGCGCAGCGUUAUAUCCACGAAGUUCUAGAACCCCAUCUUUUACCCUAUCUUGACACCCUGGCAGAUCCAACUUUCCAACAAGAUAAUGCCCGACCACAUGUUGCAAGAGUGACAAUAGACUUCUUUCAACAUAAUGAUGUCGCAUUGUUACCAUGGCCACCAAGAUCUCCCGACUUAUCCCCAAUUGAGCACGUGUGGGAUAUGAUGGGUAAGAGAUUGCUCAAUUUGCAACCACUUCGAGAGGCGUUGGUGGUUGCCUGGAAUGAGAUACCACAGGAAGACAUUGACCACCUGAUCAGAAGCAUGCCUAGGCGCGUUGGAGAAUGCAUAGCACAUCAGGUUUUCGGCAACGAAGCGCCACAUCAGUCGACAAUUUCCCGUUGGUAUGGAGAAUUCAAACGUGGACGGGUGAGUCGUAGCGACGAUUCGAGAGAAAACGUCGAUGCUGUGCGCAAGCUCAUCAUUGAAGACAGAAAGCAGCCAGGUGGUGAUGAAUCGUGGAUUUACUGUUAUGAACCAGAAAAUAAACGACAGUCGGCUGUUUGGGUGUUCCAAGGUGAAGAAAAGCCAACAAAAGUCAUCCGUUCUCGAAGUGUUUCGAAAAAGAUGGUCGCGACAUUUGCGUCAAAAGCGGGUCAUAUUGCAACAAUUCCUCUUAAUGAGCAAAGAACUGUUACUGCGGAUUGGUAUACCACCAUUUGUUUUCCAAAAGUCAUCACCGAGCUUCAAAAAAUCAACCCCGAAAGAAGAAGAAUCAUCCUCCACCAACACAAUGCAAGCUCGCACACAGCCCAAAAAACAACGCAGUAUUUAACGGAAGAAAACGUGGAAUUAUUGUACCAUCCUCCAUAUAGUCCCGAUCUAAGUCCUAACGAUUUCUUUACUUUCCCGAAAAUUAAAAGCAGACUGCGUGGUCAAAGGUUCCAGUCACCAGAAGAAGCAGUUGACGCAUUCAAAAAUGCCGUUUUGGAUCUGCCAGCAAACGAGUGGAAUAAGUGCUUCGAAAAUUGGUUCGAGCGCAUGCAGAUGUGUACUCAUCUUCGUGGAGAACAAUAA
Molecule: messenger RNA, 1287 nt
Organism: Acanthoscelides obtectus
Lineage: Eukaryota; Metazoa; Arthropoda; Insecta; Coleoptera; Chrysomelidae
Source: the annotation of a GenBank genome assembly